Orycteropus afer afer is the source of this 2637-nucleotide messenger RNA. Lineage: Eukaryota; Metazoa; Chordata; Mammalia; Tubulidentata; Orycteropodidae. The record is from RefSeq and is a predicted model, not a curated record.
GGAAGAGGAAAGGCCGGGCGGUGGUGGCUGUAGGUUUUGCGGGAAACGGCGGCUUUCUUCCAAGUGGACGAUGGAUAGCCAAGGCAGGAAGGUGGUAGUGUGCGACAACGGCACUGGGUUUGUAAAGUGUGGAUAUGCAGGCUCUAACUUUCCAGAACACAUCUUCCCAGCUUUGGUUGGAAGACCUAUUAUCAGAUCAACAACCAAAGUGGGAAACAUUGAAAUCAAGGAUCUUAUGGUUGGCGAUGAGGCUAGUGAGUUACGCUCAAUGUUGGAAGUAAACUAUCCCAUGGAAAAUGGCAUAGUCCGAAAUUGGGAUGACAUGAAACACCUGUGGGAUUAUACAUUUGGACCAGAGAAACUUAACAUAGAUACCAGAAAUUGUAAAAUCUUACUCACAGAACCUCCUAUGAACCCAACUAAAAACAGAGAAAAGAUUGUAGAGGUCAUGUUUGAAAUGUACCAGUUUUCUGGAGUAUAUGUAGCCAUUCAGGCGGUCUUGACUUUGUAUGCUCAAGGUCUACUAACUGGUGUAGUAGUGGACUCUGGAGAUGGUGUAACUCACAUUUGCCCAGUGUAUGAAGGCUUUUCCCUCCCUCACCUUACCAGGAGACUUGAUAUUGCUGGAAGGGAUAUUACCAGAUAUCUCAUCAAGCUGCUUCUGUUGCGAGGAUAUGCCUUCAACCAUUCUGCUGAUUUUGAAACUGUCCGAAUGAUUAAAGAAAAACUGUGUUAUGUGGGGUAUAAUAUUGAGCAGGAGCAGAAACUGGCUUUAGAAACCACAGUAUUAGUUGAAUCUUACACACUCCCGGAUGGCCGCAUUAUCAAAGUUGGGGGAGAGAGAUUUGAAGCACCAGAAGCUUUAUUUCAGCCUCACUUGAUCAAUGUAGAAGGAGUGGGUGUUGCUGAAUUGCUUUUUAACACAAUUCAAGCAGCUGACAUUGAUACCAGAUCUGAAUUCUAUAAACAUAUUGUCCUUUCUGGAGGAUCGACUAUGUACCCUGGGCUGCCUUCACGGCUGGAACGUGAACUUAAACAGCUUUACUUAGAAAGAGUUUUAAAGGGAGACGUGGAAAAACUUUCUAAAUUUAAGAUCCGCAUUGAAGACCCCCCUCGCAGAAAGCACAUGGUGUUCCUGGGUGGCGCCGUUCUGGCCGAUAUCAUGAAAGACAAAGACAACUUUUGGAUGACCCGACAAGAAUACCAAGAAAAGGGUGUCCGUGUACUGGAGAAACUUGGUGUGACUGUCCGAUAAACUCCAAGGCUUGUUCCAUCACACCCCUAACGCUUUCUUUUUUCUUUUAUUGCCAAUCUUUGAACACGUUCAACUCCAUGACAUGGAAGAGGGCUCUCUGUACCCUUUGACUGGAAAGGUCAGGUUUUAUUCUGGUAUCUUGGGGAAGCUUUGUUAAAUUUUUGUUAAUGUGGGUAAAUGUGACUGUCUAAUUCAACCACUUCCCUACAAACAAAACAAGGGCAAAGGGUCCUAUCCGCUGCAUUGUUCCUUCUGAGUCGGCAUUUAGAUCAUUCCUGUAGGCUUCCUGAGUUCACUUUAUUGCUCUAAUGCUGCUAGUCUUAGUCUUUAGCGCACUAGGUGGUAUGCCUUUAUUAACAUAAGAAAAAAACUUUAACAGGAGCUUUUACAUGUUACUGGGUGGGGGGAGGUGAGGGAUGGGUGGGCAGCCGCUGAACCCUGUACAGCAUUCCCUCUGUAGUGUGGCACUUUAAAACAGUUACUGCUACAGCUUUAAGUACCUUAAAGCCUCUCGGACUAACAUCUUUUGGGGGAAUGUUAAGCUCAGAACUAAAAUGUUUUGUGUGAGUUUUUGUUUGGGGUUGGGGGUUGAUUUUGAUUUUUGAACUUUCCUGCUCUGGGGUAUGUAAGAUGAACUUUAUUUUACAGUACUUUGAUUUUGGUAUGCUUGUAAGCGUUUCUGUAUGAUAUAAAAAGCAAGUGAAGUAUUCCAUUACCAUGUAGCUUAGAGAUUUAUUUGUUUUUUAAAAUCAACUAUGUCAGCCAGGACUAGACUCCCUAGAAUCUAUCAAUGGAACCGUAACCUUUAAAAAUCACUUUUAGAAAUUCAAAUUAUGGAUUUAAAAAAAGUACUUAAGAGCUGGUAUUUUCUGAGUGCUUCUGUGUAUUCUGGAAGCAUUAAGGAACCCAGUGCCAAUUACCAUUCUUGAAAAUUAUUCUUAUAUAACUGACCAGUGCUUAUUUAAUAAAACAAGAAGAUUCAUAUAAAUAACACUGGCACACACACAUUGGGUUGAAAAUAAGAUUGGAGUAUGGGACUUGUUGCCAGUUGGGAAUUUUCAUUCGUAUUUUUGUUUGUUUUGAUUUGAAAGUGGAGUAAAAGUUGAUUAUUUAAAAUGUUAGCAAAAAUAUCAGGAUUUAAAUUUGUGUUUGUAUUGAAAACCUAAUCAUAACUGCUAAUUCUCAUCCAUCUUUUAUACUUGAAGAAGAACUGUUGGUAUUCUGUAGCUGUUUAGCAGACUUUACCUCCUGUGUCAGAAAAUCAUAUUUAUGAAUCCUGUUGGUAUCACUUGGUAUCUGUAAAAAUAUCAAAGAGUACCCAGAUAUGAGUUCUUUCUGAAUUUGAAAAAUAAUUAGAAACUGUAGCAUGCUGAGUACAAAAU